Colias croceus (clouded yellow) is the source of this 1653-nucleotide messenger RNA. It is a transcript of the gene Cyp6ab5, whose product is annotated as cytochrome P450 6B2-like. The transcript has 2 exons. Gene Ontology annotation, molecular function: monooxygenase activity; iron ion binding; heme binding. The record is from RefSeq and is a predicted model, not a curated record. Bases 89 to 1618 code for a protein of 509 amino acids. Lineage: Eukaryota; Metazoa; Arthropoda; Insecta; Lepidoptera; Pieridae.
CUAUUGCUCACCAAAAACAUGCACUUAGUGUUAAGUACCGGGCACAUGCGGUUGUGUUGUUUUCAUAGUGUUACAACGGAUUAAAUAAAUGAUGUUCUAUAUUGUGAUAUUUGCCCUGGUCGCCUUGUACUUCUAUGGUAGACGAACGUUUAAUUACUGGAAGAAAAGGGGUGUGAAAAAUGAUCCUCCCAUAGCUUUUGUUGGAAAUAAUCUUAACCAAUUUAUACAAAAAACUAGUAUGGCCACGAUCGCUGAAGAAACAUACCUCAAGUAUCCGGAAGAAAAAGUUGUGGGCUUUUUCAGAGGAACGAGGCCGGAACUGAUUAUACGAGAUCCAGAAAUUAUGAAACGUAUUCUCGUGACAGAUUUCAACAAAUUUUAUUACAGAGGACUUAUGCCUAACACGCAAGUAAUAGAACCUCUCAUGCAAAAUUUAUUUUUUGCUGACGGAGAUUUGUGGAAAUUAAUGAGGCAGCGAUUUUCGUUGGCUUUCAGUACUGCAAAGAUUAGGGCUAUGUUUUCAUUUAUUACGGAGAGAGCAGAAAAAUUACAAUUGCUUGCUGACGAAGUAGCCAAAUUAGAUUCAUAUGAUGUUCGCGAAUUAAUGGCGAGAUAUACCACGGAUUUUAUUGGCGCCUGUGGUUUCGGUAUUAACAUGGACACAUUGAACGACAACAAUUCUGAAUUCAGGAAGUUGGGGAGGAGGAUUUUUAUACGCACACCGCGCGAUGCUACGCGUGGGGCAUUAAAAUUCAUAUUUCCAAAUAUGUGUAAACAUUUGCAUUUUUUAGCUUCUGAAUUGGAAGAUUCAAUGAACUAUUUAGUGAAAUCAGUGUUGCAGAAAAGAAAUUACGAGCCAUCGGGGCAGAACGAUUUUAUUGACUUGAUGCUUGAAUUGAGAAAGAAAGGAAAGAUCGUCGGUGAAUCUUUGGAAGAAAAAAAUCCAGAUGGGACACCUAAAAUGGUAGAAUUGGAUUUAAGUGAUAGUUUAUUGAUAGCGCAAGUCUUUGUAUUUUUUGCUGCCGGUUUCGAAACGUCGUCGACGGCUUCCAGUCAUACAUUGCAUCAGUUAGCUUUCAACCUGGACUAUCAGCGAAAAGUGCAAGCAGAAAUCGAUGAAGUCUUAAAGAAACAUAACAAUAAAAUUACUUAUGAUGCAAUAAAUGAAAUGAAGUAUUUGGAAAAAGCGUUUUAUGAAUCCUUAAGGAUGUAUCCACCUGUAGCUUUUUUAAUGAGAAAGAGUGCUGCACAAUAUACUAUACCCGAGAUCGAUUUGACCAUCGAUAAAAACGUUACAGUAGUUAUUCCAUUAAGAGCGAUAUUUAAUGAUGCAAAAUACUUCAAAGAGCCUAAUACGUUUAAUCCAGAUAGAUUUACUUCGAGUAAGGACAUGAAAAAUAGUAUAUUUAUACCUUUUGGUGAUGGACCACGAGCAUGCGUUGCUGCGAGGUUGGGGUACAUGCAAUCAAUGGCCGGUCUUGCAGCGAUACUACAAAAGUUUGACGUUGAAACUACACCAGAAACCAUUCUAAAACCAAAGUCGGAUCCAACGGGAAUCGUCUCAGAAAAUUUCAUCGGAGGGCUGCCUCUUAAGCUAAGAAAACGAAACUGUACAUAGUUUAAAAACAAAUAAAAAUUAAUACUUUUUUAUAA